Messenger RNA from Vitrella brassicaformis, 1327 nucleotides. The record is from the annotation of a GenBank genome assembly. NCBI's taxonomy places the organism in Eukaryota, Vitrellaceae.
AUGCUUUCGGUCCUGACGUGCCUGUCUGCAGGCAUCCGGUACGCCACCGCCGAGCGCUUCAAGCCGGCCCAAGAGGUACGUACAGUACGGACUGGACCAUAUUACGGGGGCAGCCGAGAAGACGGGGGACUGUGUAUGGCGUGGCUUCAGGUAGUCUAUCAACAGCCGGAGUCAUUCAAUGUCGCCGAAAACAAAGGCAACGCGUGCAUCAGUGGGUGUGGUUUGACAGUCAACACUGACGCCAUCUGCGAGUCUCCCAACGGCGUGGAGAGUGAGGAUUGCCUCUUCCUUUCCAUCUGGCGGCCCACAGUUCUGACCGAGAUCAGGAGACAGAUCACGAUCGUCUUACACGGAGGCGGCUUCCUUGCCGGGAGCGGCAUGGCCGAUUUCUCGUAUGUCGAGGAGUUGGCACGACGAACAGGUCGGUCGGUCGGUCGGUCAGUGAUGAUAAAUGGUGGACCUGCGCUGACUCGUCGUGGAUUGAUUCAUUCAGGUGGCUUGGUGGUUUCCAUAAAUUACCGCCUGGGCAUCCUCGGGUGGCUGUCUUCGUUCACAAUCAAUCCCCGGCAAUGCCGGACUCACUGAUGUGUGGGCGGCUUUGGGAUGGCUCAAGAGAUACGCCACAGUAUGUAUAUGUGUCACUCGCCUCUCAACCACACGUCAUCACUCAUCCAGCUACCCAUCUACCCACCCACCCACCCACCCACCUACCUACCUGUCUGUCUGUCUGUCUGUCUGUUUGUCUAUCUGUUUGUCUAUCUAUUUGUGGGAUGGAUGCGCACCCCCUGAAUGCAGUACUUUGUGGGUGAGGUGUGCGAAGGUUCGGGGGGCGUUAGGAGACUGUGUCGCUUCGACGAAUUGACCAUAAAGAUCUGGGGCUUCAGUGCGGGAGCCAAGCUGGCAGCGGUGGGUGCGCAACCAACCAGUCCUGCCUACCUGAUUGAUUGAUUGGUUGAUUGAGCGCGCCGCGGUCUGUGUGUCUGUAUCUGUUUGCAGUGUCUGUUGACCAGCCCUGCGACACCGAUAUUUACGGGGCUACAGCUGGAGCAGAUAGACCGAGUGAUUCUGUCAAGUGGCAGCUGGGGCCUGCCACUUCGCGACUCCAAGCUCCUCAAAAUUCAGACGGAGACCAUUCUCAAAACACUCAAGUAAGUCACACACUGAGCGUGAUCUGUUCGUUGUCUGUGCGUUAUCUCUCGGUGGGGACAGGUGCAUCGGUUUGCUCGAGCACCUGCAGGUCGAUGAAGACAACGGCGCCUUCAUUGUACAAGAUAGUGUGAUCACGUGGCUCGAGGUAUGCAUAAAUGGCACACAGCAGGAACACUAG